UUUGCGCAUCUGGGCUGCUGAAAUUUCCUGUGAGUUUUGCAACUCCCUCUCGGCUCUGCUUCGGGACUGCCCAGCUCCGGGCGCCAGCCGCUGGAGAGAGACCCACCCAGAGGGGAGCGGCGAGCGGAAAAGGGAUUUAUUAUUUACUAUUCUUUCACCUCGCGCGGCAUGGACCAGGAGGCAAGGAAGCGGCGAGUCCCGCCGCCGCUGCUCCUGCUGACGCUUGCCUUGGCUCUCCCUCGAGCACAGUCAACAACCUUUAAAAUCACCACUCCUUACGCGCUCUAUAUCUGCCCUGAGGGUCAGAAGGUCACCUUGACUUGCAAGCUCAGUGGGUCUCUGGCAUCCCAUCACGAUUCCAUUUACAAAUUUUGGUACUUCAGCAACCAGGGAGACCAGAGCUGCUCCCAGAAAAAACAUGUCCGCAAUGUCUCAGCAAAGGAGCUGCAUCAUGAAUCAGAGAAGCACAGCGGGCAGCGCGUGAGCCACCAUGGUUUGGAAUUCUCCUCGGAUCACCACGGGACGUUUUAUGUCACCAUGGCAAACCUUACUCUCAAGGACAGUGGGAACUACUGUUGCUACGUGGUGGAAGCUGAAAAGGAGCACAACAAAGCACACGCCAAGCAGCAGGCUCAUGGUUUCAUGGAACUUCGGAUACAAAAAGCAAAUGCUACUUUCCCAAACUGCACACUUCAUUCUGCUGCCAGCAUGGAGAGUGAAAAUGUCACAGCAGCUGCACUUGCAACAGGGGCCUGCAUUGUGGGCAUUCUGUGCCUUCCUCUCAUUCUGCUCCUCAUUUACAAGCAGAGAAAAGCAAUCGCUAACAGGCGUGCUCACGAACUUGUCAGAAUGGAGAGCAACACCCAUGGCAUUGAGAAUCCUGUCUUUGAUGACAUUCCUACCAUUAAUUCGGAGCCCAAAGCCAGGCCGCAAUUAAGCUACAUGGCUAGCCGCCAGCUAUCAGAGUCUGGUCGACAUCUUCUCUCGGAACCGAAUACUCCCCUCUCCCCUCCAGCCCCGGGGGACUGUUUCUUCCCAACACUGGAGCCUGUUCCUGACUCACCAAACACGACAAAUGCAUAAUAAAGUUUUCCAGGAAGAAUGUCUUUCAUGGAAUCUUUGGCCUCAAUUUGGACAAGGGUUUGCCUGCUGCAUUAAACAAACAAACAAACAAAAACGAGAAGGGGCGGUGGAUAGGAAGGAAAAAAAACGCUUUUUGAAGACUGUUUCUAAGGGGAAGAAAAAUGGUUGUCUCUGAGGCACUUGGUGCUUGUCCUAACUUUCACUUACUACUCUGUUCCUUAAAUACAGUAUAUCAGGGCAGAAAAUAAGUUCUGGAAGAGGCUGAGGUACUGAAACCUUCUAGGAUUCUGAUGGCUUUUUCUUUUCACAAUGCUGAUGAUUUUAUGAACAAUUGCCACAUAUUUUAAAAAAGGUGUAUGGUUUUAAUACACCGGGACCAUGUACAAGACUGGAGAAGAGAUCAAGAAGAUUUCUGAAUUCUAACAGGAACAGGCCAUGGGGAGGAAUUAUGAGUGUUACCACCAUUUGCCUUAAAAACUGGACAGUGAUUUUAACACUUUCCUCCAUGGAAAUAUGGACUAGAUUAAAAAAACAAAAAACUUCAAAGCUUUCUGUCAGAAAAAAACCAUCUUAGGCAUUCUAGGUCUUUCUUUAUAUGAAUUGCAUUGUGUAUACAUAUAAUUUUAAAAGCGGUGCUUUGCAACAGAUUUUACUUGUAUCCUGGCUUUAAAAAAAAAUUACACAUGAAAAUCUCACAGUACCUGGCUGCAGUCUCAACUAAUUUUUCCUUCUUAAAACAUCGUAAUUAUUUUUUAGCAAAUUUGGCUCUGAACCUGCUCUCCGAAUUCUAUGAACCAGUCUUUUGAUUUUCUUUUUACCGCUUGCUGUAUGGUACAUGCACAACUAUGAACUAAUCAGGGUGGUGUAGCAAAUAGUCAAUGGAGCACAAGCAUGCCAAACUAUCAAAAAUUAGAUCUAAUGUCAAAUCUAGUCUGUUGUUGUCACAAAACAAUUGAGACCUAUUUUAGAAAUUUGCCCAGGAUGUGGAUUUCGCAACACACUUAGGACCUGACUGUUGUGACUUUUUAAAAACAGAUCUGAAAAUUAAUGUUUUGGUCUAAUCCAGUUUCUAUAAAAACUGCAGUGGUUAUCUCUCAAAGACAUGAGGCUAUAUUCCAAACGCCUUAGCUCAGAAGCAUGUUUUAACCAGCUCCCGUUAAUCUGGUUUCAUAGUCUAUUUAGCACAUCCAUUGCAAACAGUGGAAACUGCAAGGCAAGGCAUCUCAGGUUCUCUGACUGAUCAUACCAUAUUCAUUAGCGGAUUAAGCUCUUCCAAGGCAUGUGGGUUUGCAGAGAGGAACUAAUGCUUCCAUUUCCAAGAGAGACCUCACAUUAAAAAAAAAAAGUAAUAUACGAAAUAUGUAGGGGUUGUGAUUAUUUUAAAUAGGUUUAUAGGAAUAAAAACCAUUCCAAUAAUUUCUAAAUGAUGAUAAGAGAUACAUGCAUGAGACUCUUAAUCUCAGGGUUGUGGGUUCGAGUCUCACGUUGGGCAAAAGAUUCCUGCCUUGCAGGGGGUUGGACUAGAUUGACCCACAUGCUCCCUUCCAGCUCCACAAUUCUAUGAUUCCCGCCCCACGUUCAGUAAGUAAGUUAUUCUGGAAAGUUUGAAGUUAGGAUGGAUUAAGAAGAAAGUUAAGGCGUCUUAAGAAGAUAGAUAUUCAUUGCUUGCCAUAGAUGAGAGAACACAAGGAGUUUGACUGUAUACAUCCUCCAGCAUUUAAAAUACGUAUGAAUUAAGAACAGAGAGUGAAGAAAAGAGAAAGCAGGCUUAUUAAUGACAUGAGCGAAGACCUUACUCUUUCAAAUUCAUCCUGCUUGCUCCUGUCUAGUAGGAAGCAGUGUGUGUGUGUGUGUGUGUGUGUGUGUAUAAAGGUAACUGCUUGUGUAAAGGUAGGUCUGGGAACCGCUUAUCCUACGUGAAUAUACCAGCUGCUCUGAUAGUACCUCUGAAUGUUUUUUAUAUUUGUGUUUUUUUUAAAAAAAAUGUUCUGAUGAGAAAAUAAAAGGUUUAUUGUG
Molecule: messenger RNA, 3099 nt
Organism: Podarcis muralis (Common wall lizard)
Lineage: Eukaryota; Metazoa; Chordata; Lepidosauria; Squamata; Lacertidae
Gene: VSIR
Product: V-set immunoregulatory receptor
Biological process (GO): regulation of immune response; negative regulation of alpha-beta T cell activation
Cellular component (GO): plasma membrane
Source: RefSeq, a predicted model, not a curated record